Messenger RNA from Temnothorax curvispinosus, 2873 nucleotides. RefSeq lists its product as uncharacterized. Gene Ontology annotation, molecular function: 3',5'-cyclic-GMP phosphodiesterase activity. The coding region runs from base 92 to 2689 and encodes 865 amino acids. The record is from RefSeq and is a predicted model, not a curated record. Lineage: Eukaryota; Metazoa; Arthropoda; Insecta; Hymenoptera; Formicidae. The transcript is spliced from 4 exons. Gene Ontology annotation, biological process: cGMP catabolic process.
CAGCGACGUGACGGUCUCGUCGAACGUUCGCGAGUGGUUGCGCUCACCGGCCUUCGACGCGCGACAGUGGGAAGACGAGGAGCUGCUGCUGAUGCUGCAGACGAUGUUCAUCGACCUGGACCUACCUCAAAAAUUCAACAUUCCCUUGCCGAUUCUGAGGAACUUUCUUUACGAGGUUUACAACAACUACAACGAGGUGCCGUUUCACAAUUUCAGGCACUGCUUCUGCGUGGCGCAAAUGAUGUACGCGAUAGCCUGGGCGGUGGACCUUCCGUCGAAAAUCGGCGAACUCGAGGUCCUCAUCUUGAUUGUCUCAUGUAUAUGCCACGAUCUUGACCAUCCGGGCUACAACAACAUCUAUCAGAUAAACGCGCGGACCGAGCUGGCGCUGCGCUACAACGAUAUCUCACCCCUGGAGAAUCACCAUUGCUCCGUGGCAUUCCGGGUCCUGGAGGCGCCCGAAUGCAACAUCCUCGCGUCCUUGGACAAUCCCACGUACAGAAUAGUGCGCGAGGGCAUCAUAAGGUGCAUCCUGGCGACCGACAUGGCCCGGCACAACGAGAUCCUCGGCCAGUUCACCGACACCACUCCCGAAUUCGAUUACACUAACAAGGCGCACAUAAAUCUGCUGUCCAUGAUCCUGAUCAAGGUGGCUGACAUAAGCAAUGAGGCACGACCGAUGGAAGUCGCGGAACCGUGGCUGGACAGAUUACUUCAAGAGUUCUUCAAGCAGAGCGACGCGGAGAAACUUGAGGGUCUUCCGGUCACGCCCUUCAUGGAUCGCGAUAAAGUGACCAAGCCGUCCUCCCAAGUUAGCUUCAUCGGCCUAGUUCUCCUUCCUCUCUUCGAAGCUCUCGGCGAACUUCUACCCGAGUUGCAGGCUCUCUUAGUUCAGCCGGUCAGGGAAGCUCUGGAAUACUAUCGCAGACUGAACGAGGCGGCCAAAGACGAGCGUCAUCAUCGGAGAAGCGUUGUGGACGUCGGGGAGUCGGCCCCGCCCAACGCGCCAAUCGGCACAGGCAGUUCAUCCACCGUUUUCAAGUCCACGUCGUCGCAUAGCAUGCGCUCGAAAAGGUCCGCCACGACAAUCCAUUCGCGUUCGCGCUCCACCGACGACGAUAUCACGGAAAACUUGACGAUGGAAGAGGCGGAAAACAUUGAGAGCUCCGAUCCGGAAACCGCCACGGAGGUGGAGAUCAGCGAAAAAACGCUCAAAUUCAAGAUCUCCACGGAGGGCACGCUGACCGGUUCGAACAGCGGUCGAAAGAGCUAUCCCGGCAGUCGGAAGGGCAGUCGGGAGAAGUCCUCGUUGGAUUAUCACAAUCACGAUCUGGCCAAAGCCGUCCGGGAUCACGAGCGCGAGAGGAGACGCAGCAAGGGUGAGAAUCUCGGCAGUGAUCUGAGCUCGCCGGUGAGCGCGAGGUCUGCCGAGGGCACGCGGAUUGUCGAGGAGAUGGAGAAAGAGACGUUUUUUUUAGACGCCAAGAUUGAGAGUAGGACGCCCGAGGGAAACGGUAAUGUCGUCGCGGCGGAGGCGGCUCGCUCGCAACCGAAAAACAACGUGAGGAAAACCAGCAGUGUCAUAGAGAACGAUCAGGAGAACAGACCUAGCCGCAGAGAUGCGCACAGUAGUCGGGAAUCGAUCGGUCUGCGAUGUUGCUGCGACGACAAAACUGGGCCGAAUAACAAGUCUCUGUUCUCGCGAUUGAGGAACUUUACCGACCGCCUGAGUAUGAGCUUCGACUCCAAAGAUUCGCCAAGUCCGAAACCGAAACACGCGUCGAAGAUGCUUAACAAAAGCAACUCGAUUAGUAGCGGUUCGGCCACGACUACCUCGUCGAGGCACCACAAUUCCUUGUUUAUUUGCAAGCGCUGCAACCUGGUAAAGUCCUCGGUAAAGGACGGCGGUAAGGCCAUCGCGACCGUGGUGGAGUUGUCGCCAGUGGACAAACGGGCGAUGACUUUGCCGAAGGUUCGAAAGUCUACGGAUAGUAAGAAUAAGAGCUGGCGAACGGUAUUUGCCAAGGAGAAGAGAUCGUCCACUUCUUUGGAGGCUUUGCCGGCAGCCUCUGGCUCUCGGUCAUUUUCCAAGCACCGCAGAAACUUGUCGAAUCCUGAGGGCAAGUCGCAAAGCCUGAAGGAAACGAAAACUCGACAGGCCCUGGGUAUCGAGUUUCAUGAGAUCGACAUUCGUUUGAAGAAUCAACAGCCUGAAAUCAUAGUCAAUCCCGACGAUACCUGCUGCAAUGUCGAGGAGGAUCUCGGCAAGGUAGAAAUUAGAAGAAGUUCGGCCAGCAUGGAGGACAUCUCUAAAAUGGCGAAGCAGGCUGCGGAGGCUGCCGUGUUGGGCGCGCUUGAUCCUAAGAAGGCGGAGGAGCGUCCUCACACCGGUAGUCUGGACUCGAUGCUCUGCAAGGAGGUAUCCAAGGCACGGAAGAAGCAUUCUGCUCUAUUUUGCUCGCCCGCGACGUCGAAAAAGUCGUCGCCUGGACUGUUCUCGCGAUUUAAAUCCGGUAUGAGCAUCGAUAGCACCAGGAGCAACAGCAACAGCGAUUCCUUGCACGAUCACGGCUCGCAAAGCGGCUGGAUAUCCUCAUUGACGGCUAGCUUUCGGCCGAAGAGACAUCCGAACGAAACGCCGCUGUCGCCACAUCCACCAAGGUCGCCCAGCAGAGAGGAGAUCAAGUGAUACGUCCUGGUGGUCGAGGAUUCCUCUGAUAAGAAGCUCAGCCUCCGCGGCUGGUGGCCUGAGCACUUGUUCUGCUGCAACAGCUAAGACUCGAGCGAGAAAGUUCAAUGUCUACAGAGAGGCUAAUUUAGACCCAGAAAUAUCCGGGAAAUAUCGCCAUCGAAUGCAUAAUGCGUGAAAAAAA